AUGUACCACACCUUUCAAGCUGCGCCGUCCUUUCCUGCGAGUGGAGACGGUAGCAAAGGACCCCGACCACCUGGUAGCUCUUCAUCGAGGCGAAUCUCCACUACGAAUGCAUGCAUCGAGUGUCGACGACGUAAGAUCCGCUGUGAUGGCAAUCAGCCUUGCGGCCAGUGUAAUUGGUAUCAGCAUCCGGAGCUAUGCGCGUACUCGAAGCCAGCACAAAGAGUCAUCCCGUCGCGAAAACUGGUCGAGAGACUUCAAUCCCAAGUCGAACAAUACCACUCGCUCUUCGCUCGACUGUUCCCCGGCAAGGAACUGGAGAACAUCCUUACGAUGUCGAGAGAAGGCCUCGUCAACCUAGCUGUGACCCUGCCAGCGGCCAAACUCUCUCCACCUUCUGCAGAAGCCCGGGACCGGCAUCAAGUGAAGUCAGAGACAGUCGAAUCAGAGACAGCCGACAGUCUUGAAGCUCUCGAGCAGGCCCCCGAGCAGGACUCCACAUCUGGCGAAUCGAGAAAGCUCCACGCGAAGAUACAGGCCAUCUCUGACGAUGUCAAUGGACUGUCGCUGUCAAUCGACAAAGCUUCAUCAUACACGGGCGUUUCCUCCAUCAACGCGGCGAUGAAGGUUAUCCUCAAGACAGCGCCUUUCGCUUGGGCUUUCAUUUCGCAGCCUUCCGCACAAACAUCCAACCCAAGUCGCGCUACUACUCCACCACCACAUGUGCGAGAUCCGGACCCAUAUUACUUGCCUUCCGCGGACGUCGGCGAAAAGCUCAUUGAAUCAUAUUUCAAAUAUGUCCACGUACAGAUGCCAAUGGUGGACGAGGAACAGUUUCGACAUGGCUAUCUGUACGGAACACGUAGAGAUCCGGCCUGGCUGUCACUGCUGAACAUGGUGUUUGCUCUCGGGUCCUUAGCUAGUUCGACAUGCGACAAUGAGGAACACAUUGCUUUCUUCCAGCGAGCGAGGAAACAUCUCAUUGCAGAAAGCUUUGCAAGCAGUAGUCUGUUCGUGCUCCAAGCAUUUGGUCUUCUGUCAGGAUACUACCUUCAUUGGCUGAACAGACCAAACGAAGCAAUCGCGAUCAUGGGUGGGACUCUCCGCAUGGCGACUGCGCUCGGUUUACAUAGAGAGUAUGGCCAUGGAAAGCCCGACAAAGGCACCGGUGGAGAGAUAUCGGCAGAUAUCAGAAGACGGACUUGGUGGACACUCUACGUUCUCGACUCUUUGGGCAGUCUCAGCACCGGAAGACCAUCCCUUGGUCGGAGCGGACCAGGAAUCACGACUGAAGUUCCAAGGAUACCCGAGCAGAUGAACAAUGCUCAAUACCUGGCAUCUCUGCGAUUGCUACCGAUCAUCCACAACAUUUCCUUUUGUAAGAUCGCAACAAAAGUGCAAGAUCAAUUGGCCGCGCGAACAUUGAUUGAAUUCGGCGAGCUGUUCGCGAUCGAUGCGGAGUUGGAGAAAUGGCGUGAGGACAUGCCUCCAAUUCUGCGAGAUCGGGACUGGACUUCAUGUCCAGAAAUGCUGAAGAUCCCACGCGCGGUCAUGUAUUGGCGGUAUCAGAAUUUACGAAUUCUAAUGCAUCGACCAGUCCUUCUCGCAGCCGCGCUUCGAAAGACUCCAUUUGCCAAUAUGAAAGAUGACGAAAGGCUGGCUGUCAGCCGAUGCCGAUUGGUCGCUGGGCAGUCCAUCUACGAUAUUGACGCGAGCUGUCCGGAGAAUCUCAUCGCCGGUUGGAACGCCGUGUGGAUGGUCUAUCAGGCGGUGAUGGUACCCCUCGUCUCUCUCGAAGGCUCAGCUCCGUUGCCAGGGAGCGACGAUGAUGUCGAAAAGUGGAAGAGUGAAAUCGAAACGGCGAUCGCAUUCUUCGACCGCAUGAAUCAGUGGUCAGUGGCGGCCAGGAAAAGCAGAGACGUUGUACAACGUCUCUAUAAUGCUACAAGUUUCAUCGAUCAGCCCAGCGCUCAGCUGCACCAGAAGGUGCAGAACCGAGAACAGUCGGCGCUGCCGUCGACGGGGUUGCAACAGCAAAGCAAAACAAUCCAGCCUGCAGAGGUCGACUUUUCAGCUGGACGGCCGAUUCCCCUUGACCCGUCGGAGUACCAGCCGCAAGAAAACAGCGCAAGGCAGGGAUGGGACGUGACCACGAGUAGCGGAGCGGCAGUCAUACCGGACGAGUUCUUUUGGAACGACAUGAUGUGGGAUACGUUGCCUCAAAAUAUGCCAGAUCUGCCGCCGAAUUUGGGCGAGGGUAUUGAUGUCGUGGAUUGGUGGCAGAAUGGAUAUGACACUGGCCCAGACGCUCAGUCCUGGAGCCAGUGGCCACAAGAUGGCACGUGA
This is a messenger RNA of Zymoseptoria tritici IPO323, 2343 nucleotides long. RefSeq lists its product as uncharacterized. The coding region runs from base 1 to 2343 and encodes 780 amino acids. Gene Ontology annotation, molecular function: DNA-binding transcription factor activity, RNA polymerase II-specific; RNA polymerase II cis-regulatory region sequence-specific DNA binding; zinc ion binding. The record is from RefSeq and is a predicted model, not a curated record. NCBI's taxonomy places the organism in Eukaryota, Fungi, Ascomycota, Dothideomycetes, Mycosphaerellales, Mycosphaerellaceae. Gene Ontology annotation, biological process: DNA-templated transcription; positive regulation of transcription from RNA polymerase II promoter by galactose. The transcript is spliced from 5 exons. Gene Ontology annotation, cellular component: nucleus.